Molecule: messenger RNA, 2757 nt
Organism: Doryrhamphus excisus (bluestripe pipefish)
Lineage: Eukaryota; Metazoa; Chordata; Actinopteri; Syngnathiformes; Syngnathidae
Product: calcium/calmodulin-dependent protein kinase type IV
Biological process (GO): protein phosphorylation
Molecular function (GO): protein kinase activity; ATP binding
Source: RefSeq, a predicted model, not a curated record
GCUAAGCGAUUACAGCCGCAGCCUCUCCGCAGAUCCAGCGAACAUCUGGAGCAUCUUUUCCAGCAGAAUCGUGUUGUUGCGGCUCACAACCUCCGGACUGGACCUGGACCCGGUCUGGAGGCUGCCUCGCUAAAUCCCAAAACGGGAGGAGGACGAUGGACCGCGCGGAACCAACAUCCGAGCCGUUCUAGGCCCGAUGGAAGCAAACUGGACCUGGGUUCUGGCUUCAGUCUGCAAUAAAGACUCCAUCACGGUUCGAUGUUUGGUGGCUCAAACGGAUUAAAAGCACCAGGAUCAGAAUCACUCUAGUCUGGAUUUGCCCUAGCUGGAUUUUAAAACGCAACUCUGACCAGGAUUACGCUGAUCCUGGUUCCGAGAGGCUCUGACUCGGACUGAGCCUGGUCCCAGACGCUGUACUGAUUGUGGUCACCAUGCCGACAUCUCGGCCCGGUUCGGAGCCGGUGGAGUUCUGGGUGGACGGUUCUAGGAGGGACGGGACAGUGGAGGAGUUCUACAAUCUGAGUUCCGAACUGGGCAGAGGAGCGACGUCCAUUGUGUAUCGCUGCGAAGAAAAGGAGAAGAAGAAGCCGUACGCCAUCAAAGUCCUCAAGAAAACGAUCGACAAGAAGAUCGUUCGUACCGAGAUCGGCGUCUUGCUCCGCCUUUCUCACCCAAACAUCAUCCAGCUCAAAGAAAUCUUUGAGACGGACACCGACAUCUCCCUGGUUCUGGAGCUCGUGACUGGAGGAGAGCUCUUUGACAGGAUCGUUGAACGCGGCUACUACAGCGAGAGAGACGCCGCCCACGUCAUCAAACAGAUCCUGGAGGCUGUGGCGUAUUUACACGAGAACGGCGUUGUGCAUCGGGACCUCAAACCGGAGAAUUUACUCUACGCUGACCUUUCACUGGACGCGCCGCUCAAAAUUGCCGACUUUGGUCUUUCCAAAAUAAUCGACGACCAGGUGACCAUGAAGACAGUGUGUGGUACACCAGGAUAUUGUGCUCCUGAGAUACUUCGAGGAAACGCUUAUGGCCCAGAAGUGGACAUGUGGUCAGUGGGAGUGAUCCUCUACAUUCUGCUGUGCGGCUUUGAGCCAUUCUUCGACCCACGGGGGGACCAGUACAUGUACAGUCGCAUCCUCAACUGUGACUACGAGUUUGUCUCCCCCUGGUGGGACGAUGUGUCGCUGAACGCCAAAGACCUGGUGAGCAAGCUGAUCGUGUUGGACCCUCGUAAGCGUCUGAGCGUGCGCCAGGCUCUGCAGCACCCCUGGGUGCUGGGCAAGGCGGCACGCUUCUCGCACAUGGACACCACACAGAGGAAGCUGCAGGAGUUCAACGCCCGCCGCAAACUCAAGGCAGCCAUGAAGGCUGUGGUUGCUACCAGCCGGAUGCAUGAGGGCUCUCGGCGUCGGACCGACAGCUGCGAGAUGGCCGCGUCCGCCACGUCCCGGCAGAGCAGUGUGCAGCAGGACACGCCCUCUGAGCCUACAGACCCUGCCCCCAAGGAUGAGGAGGCCACGCCCUCGGAAAGUCAAACAACACCAACGGACCAAAGGAGCCCCUCCCCUUCUCCGAGCCCCAAACCACUCAAGGCUGACGCUACCCCCACUGAGCCCGCCCCCACCAGACCACCGCUGCGGGCCGACGGACUGCGCCAGGCGUCCGUUGUCACAAAAUCCAUUCUGGUCCCACCCAGACCGCCCAAAAAAAGUUACACGAUGGUCCAACCCGCAACCAGGGGUCAGGCCACGCCCCCCAGUCCCAACAGCCUCAGUAAUGGCUUUGCAACAGGGGCGGAGCCUACCAGUAAGACCUCCCACUGCCAAUGAGCUCUUUCAGUUCAGCUCCCCCGACAGAGACGCUAACAUGUUAAUGUGCUAAAAGUGCGGCCCUGUCGUUCAGUGUGGGUGAAGAAAGUACUGCAUGGAUGCUAACAUAGCGUAGCUUCUGUAAAUAUACCUUAACCUCAUGGACAACGAACAUUUAAUUUGACUUAAAAGUGCAUGAAAUCAUAUCAACAACAUACAGCUAGUGUGCUAGCUAAUGCUAGUGACGCUGACAAUUGUUUGUUUGAAACGUUAAGAUUCUUAAAUGAUUGCAUUCUUGACGGCAUAGCUAGCAGGUUAGCGGUUUGCUAGCUUGCAGGAGCAUUCACUCUGAGGCCCAACAGCAACUUUUUGUGCUCAUGUUGUUUGUUGUGUGUUGCGAUCACCUUUUAACAUGCUCAUCUUAGUUUUGCUUAUCUUAGCAUCGACAUCCGAUUUCAGGAUGCUUCCUGGCUAUGUGGCAGCUGUAAGAGUCAAGGUUGCUAGGCAACAGAAGGUUCCGAUGUAAACAGGAAGUGAUUUCCAACAAGACCAUAGAUUAACUUCCGGGAUUCUACAAGAAUGAAUGCUUCACUUCUUCGCAUUAGAAAUGCUUUCGCUUAGCUUCACUUUAGCCAGUUUUGCUAAGCUAUGCUGAUGCUGCUGUGUUUGAAAUUUACGUUUUACGUUUACAUUUAUGCUCCAAUAACCAAACCUGGCCUUUGAUCUUUUGCUGUAGGUUAAAGGUCACAAUCCUAUUGACACAUGCGGGUUAGCUUAGCGAUAGCAACAUGCCACACUCCUUUGACUCCCAUGGUUACACGACUUCCUGUUUAUAAGAUGUGUGAUGCAUGCCGAAGUGGGUGGGGCUAUGUGUAAUAGUGUUUUUGUGUGGUCACAAGAUACAGACAGGAAGUGACAUCAGUAAAGUUUCCAUCGUUAGAAAUGA